Messenger RNA from Leopardus geoffroyi (Geoffroy's cat), 3565 nucleotides. RefSeq names its product ETS transcription factor ERG (gene ERG). Gene Ontology annotation, biological process: regulation of transcription by RNA polymerase II; cell differentiation. Gene Ontology annotation, cellular component: nucleus. Gene Ontology annotation, molecular function: sequence-specific DNA binding; DNA-binding transcription factor activity, RNA polymerase II-specific; protein binding. Bases 756 to 2216 code for a protein of 486 amino acids. The transcript is spliced from 13 exons. The record is from RefSeq and is a predicted model, not a curated record. Lineage: Eukaryota; Metazoa; Chordata; Mammalia; Carnivora; Felidae.
AGGAAGGGAGAAAAUGUGUGUUGUGAAACCAGCCCGUCUCGGGAAGACUGUCACGUCGCCUUGAGCUUCUCCUCCCCAGAAGCAGCCCCGCAAAUAACCCUCUUGCGCCCGGGGAAGGGUGUGCGGCACGGUCCCUGACCUUCUGGAAGGGCCCAGCGAGAAAAACGGAUGUUGCUGCGAGUGCCAGAGGCGCACAGAUGAGGCGUUUUGUUUAAAUGCUUACCUCCGGCUCAAGGCAUAGGAGGCGUUCUGGUACUUUCGGCUGGUAUACUCCCUUCUGGAACGUCACGAGGGAGCUGCCUUCCAUCUGAGGCAGGAGAUCCGAGUGGUUCUGUGAGCAUCUCCCGGGAGCUGCCCUGUGGAACCCAGCGGCUCCCUCCGCCCCUCCCCCGGGCCGUCCGGGCUCCGUAUCUGGAAUGUAAAAGAACGUCUGGAUUCCUGGUGUGGUGUCAGGACCGCUUCUCUUAAGAAAGCACCUCCCUCUUAAACAAAAGCACCAGGGACCGCGGACCCUGCUGUUGGCUGUGACGCGCGUCAAGCUUAGAACAAGGAAGGAUUGCGUCCUCACUCUGUCGCCCUGCAGACCUGCACCUUGGCCACUGUAGGUGUUCCACGAUCUUUGAAGACCCAAGAAAAGCAGUGUUGGCCAAAAGCAAGACAAAUGACUCACAGAGAAAAAAGAUGGUGGGGCCAAGGGCAAUUAAAGCUGCCUCAGGUUCUGAGUGGAUGGUGAACGAGCUGGUCGACUGAAGGACAUGGUUCAGACUGUCCCGGACCCAGCAGCUCAUAUCAAGGAAGCGCUAUCGGUCGUGAGCGAGGACCAGUCAUUGUUCGAGUGUGCCUACGGAACACCACACCUGGCCAAGACGGACAUGACCGCGUCCUCCUCCGGCGACUAUGGACAGACAUCCAAGAUGAGCCCCCGCGUCCCUCAGCAGGACUGGCUGUCUCAACCUCCAGCCAGGGUCACCGUCAAGAUGGAGUGUAACCCUAACCAGGUGAACGGCUCAAGAAACUCCCCGGAUGAAUGCAGCAUGGCAAAAGGCGGGAAGAUGGCGGGCGGCCCAGACACCGUCGGCAUGAAUUAUGGCAGCUACAUGGAGGAGAAGCACAUUCCGCCCCCAAACAUGACCACGAACGAGCGCAGAGUGAUCGUCCCAGCAGAUCCUACACUGUGGAGUACGGACCACGUCCGGCAGUGGCUGGAGUGGGCAGUGAAAGAGUAUGGCCUUCCGGACGUCGACAUCUUGCUGUUCCAGAACAUCGACGGGAAGGAGCUGUGCAAGAUGACCAAGGACGACUUCCAGAGGCUCACCCCGAGCUACAACGCUGACAUCCUUCUCUCCCACCUGCACUACCUCAGAGAGACUCCUCUUCCACAUUUGACUUCAGAUGAUGUUGAUAAAGCCUUACAAAACUCUCCACGGUUAAUGCAUGCUAGAAACACAGGGGGUGCAGCUUUUAUUUUCCCAAAUACUUCAGUAUAUCCUGAGGCCACGCAAAGAAUUACAACUAGGCCAGAUUUACCUUAUGACCCACCCAGGAGAUCAGCCUGGACCAGUCACGGCCACCCCACCCCCCAGUCGAAAGCUGCUCAACCAUCUCCUUCCGCAGUGCCCAAAACUGAAGACCAGCGUCCUCAGUUAGAUCCUUAUCAGAUUCUCGGACCAACAAGUAGCCGCCUUGCAAAUCCAGGGAGUGGGCAGAUUCAGCUGUGGCAGUUCCUCCUGGAGCUCCUGUCGGACAGCUCGAACUCCAACUGCAUCACCUGGGAAGGCACCAACGGGGAGUUCAAGAUGACGGACCCCGAUGAGGUGGCCCGGCGCUGGGGAGAACGGAAAAGCAAACCCAAUAUGAACUACGACAAACUCAGCCGCGCCCUCCGCUACUACUAUGACAAAAAUAUCAUGACCAAAGUCCACGGGAAGCGCUACGCCUACAAGUUUGACUUCCACGGGAUCGCCCAGGCCCUCCAGCCCCACCCUCCAGAAUCAUCUCUGUACAAGUACCCCUCAGACCUCCCUUACAUGGGCUCCUAUCACGCCCACCCACAGAAGAUGAACUUUGUGGCCCCCCACCCUCCCGCCCUACCCGUGACCUCGUCCAGUUUCUUCGCCGCCCCAAACCCCUACUGGAAUUCGCCAACCGGGGGUAUAUACCCCAACACUAGGCUUCCGGGCAGCCACAUGCCUUCUCAUCUGGGCACUUACUACUAACGACCUGAGGGAGGCCUUUCCCAACAGCAUACAAUCACCAAGAAAUUGCCACCAACUCUAUCGGAGAACGUGAAUCAAAGUGCCUCAAGAGGAAUGUAAAAGCUUGACUGGCGCUGGGGAAGGAAGCCAGGGACGAGAUCCAAAGACUCUUAACGGGAGGGAUUUACUAAAGUAUUACUCCAGGAAUAAAGAGGAUGCGAGAAAUGUAACGUUAUCUGGACACCUCGGGUGUGGACCCACCUUGUAAAAGACAUUGUAAGUAGAAGCAUGAAGAAGCCACGAGGACAACGUGCCAAAGAAAGUGUUCUUAAGAAACCUAUAAACUUCAGAGGGGAGUUUGGGGUCCCGCUAGUGCAAACGGGGAUUCAAGUACCUCCCCUGACAUACCAUUUACAUGUCAUUUUAAGGAAAACUACCUGUAUUUAAAGAUAGAAACAUAUCAAAAAAGGAAAGAGAGAGACCGUGGCCCGUCGACAGAUACCGAGAUGGAACUCAGUAGAACGUGCUGUUUGGGUGAAAUCAGAUGCGUUCCGUUCGGGGGAGAGCCGCAGCUCCUGGACGGUAUCAGGGGAACUGAGCCCGGCGGUGGGGCCGGGGCCGUCUGCGGACAGCGAGCGUGUGGUUGUAGACAGAGGGCUGGAGGAGGUGCAAGAGAAGGGAGCGGAGGAGGAGGAGGCCAGAGGGCUGGGAGAGACGCUUGUCAAGCAGUGGAGACUGGACUUGGGACAGUGCAGAGGCCGGAGACUGAGUCGGGAGACUUGCGGGUUCAUUGGUCGGUGCCCUACCAAACCCAGUGUUAAGAGGAAGAAUAUGGCGUCCAGGACGAGGGGAAAGUAGUAGAAUUCAGGAACAAGAAUACGCAUCUCUCUUUUUUGUUUGUUUGUUUGUCUGUCAAAAGAAAAAUUUAACUGGAAUUGUCUGAUAUUUAAAAGAAACAUUUGGGACCUCAUCGUUAUGCGGGGGGGGGGGGCUCUGUUCCCCACAGGGUCAGGUAAGAGGUGGGUAGCCUUCUUCGAUGCUGCCAUCGGAAACCAUCUAGGCAUUUGGGUUCGGCAGAGGCUCCGGGUUUCCUUUCGAGUCGCAAACGCUGUGCGUUUGUCAGAAUGAAGUAUACAAGCCAAUGUUUUUUCCCCCCUUUUUAUAUAAUAAUUAUAUAACUUAUGCAUUUAUACACUACGAGUUGAUCUCGGCCAGCCAAAGAUACACGACAAAAGAGACAAUCGAUGAUAGAAUGUGGCCUUGAAUUUUAACUCUGUAUGCUUAAUGUUUACAAUAUGAAGUUAUUAGUUCUUAGAAUGCAGAAUGUAUGUAAUAAAACAAGCUUGGCCUAGCAUGGCACAUCAGAUUGA